AUGACUUCUCAACUGGAGGACCGUGCUCGGACGACAUGUACCGCCGAAGGUCAUGCAGACUGUCUCAGCGACCUGCUUGUUUUCCACGAGGACAACGGGGUUUUAGCUGGAAGCUACUGGCGGGCGCAGUGCGAGAAGAGGGACGACAGCAUCAGGUUCCUGUCCCUGAAGCUGCAAGAGUACACCGUGCCGUCUGCGGAGUACCACUCCCGGCAAGGCAAAGCAGCCUUUAACCUUUUUUUGGUUGUAUAG
Symbiodinium natans is the source of this 252-nucleotide messenger RNA. The record is from the annotation of a GenBank genome assembly. Lineage: Eukaryota; Dinophyceae; Suessiales; Symbiodiniaceae.